Molecule: messenger RNA, 4220 nt
Organism: Oncorhynchus keta (chum salmon)
Lineage: Eukaryota; Metazoa; Chordata; Actinopteri; Salmoniformes; Salmonidae
Product: B9 domain-containing protein 2-like
Exons: 4
Coding region: 2113-2703 (196 amino acids)
Biological process (GO): cilium assembly
Cellular component (GO): MKS complex
Source: RefSeq, a predicted model, not a curated record
UCGUAAUUCACCCUGUGCAAAAUGGGUCACUUUUGAGCCCCUUUUAUUUCCUAAAUGUUUUGGUAUUCCGGUACAAAACGUAACUUUCUGACCACUUAUUCCAUGGGCAAACAUGUUUGGAAGGUUUUGUUUAAAUCAAAAGGGAUGCAGUCAAAAAGUGAUUGAAUUCGAGUGGAAUUUCCCUCCUUAUAACCAGCCAGUUUGUUUCUAACGUGGAAACGGGGAUUGUUCGACAAUGCAGCCGACAGUGAAGGCGACUGCUGGCUGACUGAUCUACAAUGCCGUGUUAAAAACAACUGGGAACUUGGAAAUCUCUGACUUCCGACUUCGGGUGCGUUCAACACAACAUGGGAAAUAUGAAAAAACACGAGCUCCGACUGGGAGAAAUCGUUUUGAACGGUCAUCCAACUCAGAAUUCCAAGUCUGGAACUGGACCUGAAGAUCCCUGACAAGUUCCCAGUUGUCUUGAAAGGGCCAUAACCUCAACUCCACGUCAUACGAUGGAGUUCAGCGGUGACAAGUGUGGGCGGACUGCACCCCCGACUACAUCGAGUCCCUAUCUGUCGAUAGCAUGCAAUCUCCCCACAUGAAGAGGAACAAAGGGACAAAUAGUCCAGUGGACUGUCUGCGCCUUGGCACCAGCCAUGAUGCCCGGGCAGUGAGGGCUGUGUAUUUACUGAUGAGAAGGGCUGCUGCUUCCUCUGCCAUGGCUUACCUGGGUGCAUUCUCUGCUAACUCUGACGCAAGGCCUCCUGACCUGCCGCCCACCACAGACUUCUCUGACCUGGGCUCAGCAGGGGUGCACCACUCCUGCAACCAGACUGUUGACUCUCCUCACUUCCACAACUUUGGCUUUAAAGGGGUCUGACUCUGACUUUUAUGUCUUUGUCUGUGGGGGACAUUCAUUCUAGUGGGGAAAUGAUGACAUCUACUGCCAAGACUUUCAAUCCUCCUGUCCAUCCUUAAUAGAGCCCCACAUUGGAGGUGUCAAACAGGGAAAUGGUUCCAAUCGCUUUUACACCAUUUUUCCCAUAGGGAAUUUUAGAAACACUUAAAAUAAGGGCUGUGUUUUGUGUAGGCUUACCAUGGCAUGACGUUUUGCCAACCAUGUAAAUCUCUCUCAGACAAGGUGACUUCUAAAAUCCCCUAUGGGAGAAAUUAUUGGAACCAUUUCCUUGUUUGACCGCUAGGUUUUAUGGGUAUUAUGACUCAUACUGUGGUACUCUAUGAAAAUACAAGGGCAAUUGCCUCUUAUUGUUGAGUGAUAUGUGCUGAUAAAAAAAAAACAUUGAAGCUCUAUUUUCUUAUUUUUGAUCCUUGUCUGUUUUCAACCUGUCUGAUGCCAUUAUCUGGCUGUGGAUAGAACAUGGCUUUCUUGAAACUGUUUUUAAUGAUGUAAUGUAAGCAUACCUUCUCUUUUCAAUUGUUUGUUUUUAGUUUAAUUAUAUUAAUAUGCAGCAAUAUGCAGCCUUGUGUACCCUAGUUAGUACACAAUAAUGCAUCAUCACAAACAUUUGAUUGAAAUAAAUGUACACAGCCGGCUAUACUGUUGCACAUCUUUGUCUAUAAAAACAGUCUUCCAUUGCAAUAAGGCAGUUAACAAUUUCCCUAGUUUUCUACAAGGUCAUCCAGGCAAGGAGUACAACCAUAAGAGCAUUAGGUAAACACCAAUUAUUGAUAAAUUUAAAAAAAAGUUUAUAAAGACAAAUUCCCUCUCUUGACAUAAAUAUUUGAUUCCCUUGUGGAAGGAAGGGAACAGAGCGGUCAAAACCUUUUGCCGAUUUCUCUCAACGUCAGCCUCCGUAGUUUCUUGUUUGGUUGCCAAGGAAAUGAGGAUCAUGGUGGCUUCAGCAUUUUCAUCUGAUUGAAUCCAAGCGGUAGCUGUGUUUUUGACAUUAUCGUUUUUGUUUUACUGACUAUGUUGUGUAUGAAGUGAUGUAUUAAAACGUUAAUCAAAUGUUCUAGUUUGCUAACUAACUAACAACCAUAUUUCAGGCCAGCUAUGUUGACAAAUGUAUCAUUUGAACCUACGACUACGAGGCUAGCUAGCUAACGUUAGCCAGAUAGCUAACUAGCUAGCUAAUCCCAGCUAGCCACUGACACUGUAAACAGAUGUUCAAUUCAGCGUUAUUACGUGCUCUACCUGCAGGCAGAGGAGCUGCAAUUAUACCAGUAAUGGCAGAGCUGCACAUUGUCGGUCAGAUCGUUGGGGCAAGCGGCUUCCCUCAUAGCAGUCUCUUCUGCAAGUGGGGAAUUCAUACAGGGGGUGCAUGGCGACUUCUCUCGGGCUUGAAGGAGGGGCAGACCCAAGUGGAUUUGCCUCAGACAGGGGACAUGGCAUUCUGGAGUCAUCCCAUUGAUCUGCACUACACCACUAAAGGACUGCAAGGCUGGCCCAAGCUUCACCUGCAGGUUUGGCACCAGGAUGCAUUUGGGCGCUGUCAGCUGUAUGGGUAUGGAUAUUGCCAUGUGCCCUCCAGCCCAGGGCACCACUAUGUACGCUGUGUGACCUGGAGACCACUGGGAUCCUGGCAAGAGCAGAUAUCUCAAACCUUUGUGGGUGGAGGUCCCCUGCUGCGCUCCCCAGACAUCAUAUACAGUGGGGCGGACAGAUAUAGGCUGCACACAGUGGCUAUGGGCACUGUAGAGCUGGAGCUAGGCAUCAUCAUGCGACACUUUGACAGAUAUGGUGUAGAGAGCUGAAAUGUUGAGAGAUUGGACAGAGCAAAGGGUGAAUGGAGAGAGGCCUGAAUGGAGCACUGUAUUGUUAGUGGGUGUGGAUUUUGACCAUAUCUGCAACGGGUACAUAAGACUGAGCAGGUCAGAUGAGAUAUUUUGCCUUGUGAGAUGUGUUGAUGUUGCAUACAUUCACUAUAGAUACAAGAGUAUGUGGACACCAAUUCAAAUGAGUGGAUUCGGCUAUUUCAGCCACACCCAUUGCUGUCAGGUGUAUAAAAUCAAGCACACUGCUAUGCAAUCUCCAUAGGAAAAUAUUGUCAGUAGAAUGGCCUUACUGAAGAGUUCAGUCACUUUCAACAUGGCACGGUCUUAGGAUGCCAUAUUUCCAACAAGUCAGUUUAUCAAAUUUCGGCCCUGCUAGAGCUGACCCGGUCAACUGUAAGUGGUGUUAUUGUGAAGUGGAAACGUCUAGGAGCAAUAAAUGCUCAGCCGUGAAGUGGUAGGCACACAAGCUCACAGAACGGGGCCGCCGAGUGCUGAAGCGUGUACCGUGUAAAAAUCAUCUGUCCUCGGUUGCAACAAUAACAAGUUCCAAACUGCCCCUGGAAGCAACGUCAGCACAAAAACUGCUUGUCAGGAGCUUCAUGAAAUGGGUUUCCAUGGCCAAGCAGCCGCACACAAGCCUAAGAUCACCAUGUGCAAUGCCAAGCGUUGGCUGGAGUGGUGUAAAGCUCGCCGCAGUUGGACUCUGGAGCAGUGGAAACAUGUUCUCUGGAGUGAUGGAUCACGCUUCACAUUCUGGCAGUCCAACGAACAAAUCUGGGUUUGUCGGAUGCUAGAAGAAUGCUUCCUGCCCUAAUGCAUAGUGCUAACUCUAAAGUUUGGUGGAGGAGGAAUAAUGGUCUGGGGCUGUUUUUCAUGGGCUAGGCCCCUUUUUUCCAGUGAAGGGAAAACUUAAAGCUACAGCAUACAAUGACAUUCUAGAUGAUUCUGUGCUUCCAACUUUGUGUUAGGCCUUUUCCUGCUUCAGCAGGAAGGUCCAUACAGAAAUGGUUUGCUGAGAUCGGUGUGGAAGAACUUGACUGGCCUGCACAGAGCCCUGACCUCAGCCCCAUUGAACACUUUUGGAAUGAACUGGAGCACCGACUGCGAGCCAGGCCUAAUCGCCCAUCAGUGACUGACCUUACUAAAGCGGCUGAUAUGGCAGCAAAGGGGGGACCAACUCCAUAUUAAUGGCCAUGAUUUUGGAAUGAGAUGUUCGAGCAGGUGUCCACAUAAUUUUGGUCAGGUAUGUGUAUAAUGAGAAGACCCCAACAUGCAAAUGUGUGUCUUUCCCCUAUUUCUCCACAAAGGGGGGGGUGUGAGCCUUUCAACACAAUCUGCCUUCCUGAUUUUUAAUUUUUUAUAUUAUUUUAAACAUUUUAUAUAACAGAUAUUUAAAAAUGCAAACCAGAUUUUAUACUGUACUUAAUUUCAGUUUUCUAUUUUCCUAUGAACUUUUUUUUAUAUAGUAAAAUUAUGUAAAUAAAUCAUUACCUGCA